GAACAGUCAGGAGCGGUGAGUUGAGAGAGAGAGAGAGAGAGGGAGACAGUCAGAGAGAGAAACUCCCCCUUUUUCUUUCAAAGUCAAGACUUCAGCCACUUGCAUCAUUUGCAUACCUGCGAACCCUUCUUAAGGAGAGGGGCUGUGUUUUUGCCAUUGAGAAAGUCUACCUGUGAGAGGUACAGAGUUGCUCUGCUGUUUUGCCUUCAGCUGUGAGCCAGUGACUGGAGCCUGUCCCUGGAUGAAGUGAAGCUGUGAAGACAGUGAAGUGGAGAUAAACUGGGGGCAUUUUCUUUCUUUCACUGUUAUCACUGACAAAUUUUGUUUUGUUUUUGCUGCCUCUGUGCCAGGAAAGGUAAAAAAAAAGGGAGAGGGGAGUGUUCCCUCAGCAUUGAGGAAACUAGAAACUUUACAGUUCUCAAGCAAGCUGAGCCACUGAAAGGUCUGAAGGCUCCUGUUCCUUUGAAAUCGGUUGGCAUGGACCGCCUUCUGCCCACCUGGCUCUUGGUGGUCUCCCUGUGGUACAGCAAUGCCAGCGCCCAUCAGCAGAGUGCCCCCCGGGUUUAUCUGAGCUUUAAAGAGUUGCAACAUUCGAAUACAGCGCGCCACUACACUCUCCUGCAGAACACCACCAACUAUCGCAUUCUGCUGAUGGACGAAGAUCAUGACCGCAUGUAUGUGGGCACCAAGGACUACAUCGUCUCGCUGGAUCUGCACAACAUCAACCGGGAGCCUUUAUUAAUUCACUGGUCCGUCAGUCAGCAGAGACGAGACGAGUGUGUUCUUUCUGGUAAAGAUCAAAAUGGCGAGUGUGCGAAUUUCAUCUGCCUGAUUGAGCCCUGGAACCGAACUCACCUCUACGUCUGUGGGAGUGGAGCCUAUCACCCUAUCUGCACCUAUGUGAACAGGGGCCGUAAGGCAGAGGUUUCCCUGCAGUAUCCACUGUUCACUGGACAGCAGGAUUACAUCUUCCAUCUGGAACCAGGAAAAGUCGAAUCAGGCAAGGGCAAGUGCUCCUAUGACCCCAAGCUUGACAGUGUGUCAUCAUUAAUUAACGGUGAGCUCUAUGCAGGCGUCUACAUUGACUUCAUGGGCACUGACGCUGCCAUUUUUCGCACCAUGGGCAAGCAGACAGCCAUGCGGACCGACCAGUACAAUUCCCGCUGGCUGAAUGAUCCAGCGUUUGUCCACGCUCAGUUAAUCCCAGACAGCGGUGAACGUAACGAUGAUAAGCUUUACUUCUUUUUCCGGGAGAAAUCAAGCGACAGUGGAAGUUCAGCCAUUCACUCGAGGAUAGGACGGAUCUGCCUGAAUGAUGACGGUGGCCAUUGUUGCCUUGUCAAUAAAUGGAGCACCUUCCUGAAAGCUCGCCUCAUCUGCUCAGUGCCAGGUCCUGAUGGAAUUGAGACACACUUUGAUGAGCUCCAGGACAUAUUUGUACAACAGACUCAGGAUGCCAAGAAUCCAAUUAUCUAUGCCGUGUUCUCUGCCUCAGGGUCAGUCUUUAAAGGAUCUGCUGUGUGUGUCUAUUCAAUGACAGACAUCCGCACUGUCUUUAAUGGGCCCUUCGCACACAAAGAGGGACCUAAUUACCAGUGGAUGCCUUACACAGGGAAGAUACCAUAUCCCAGGCCUGGCACCUGUCCCGGUGGUACAUUUACUCCUUCGAUGAAAUCUACAAAAGAUUACCCAGACGAAGUGAUCAACUUCAUGAGGAACCAUCCCAGCAUGUACAAUGCCAUCUACCCAGUGCACAAGCGCCCUCUGGUGGUCAGGACCAAUGUGGAUUAUGAAUUCACGACCAUCACAGUGGACCAGGUGGAUGCUGCUGAUGGACGGUAUGAGGUCCUAUUCCUCGGAACAGAUCGGGGAACAGUGCAGAAAGUGAUUGUAUUACCCAAAGAUGACAUGGAGACUGAGGAACUCAUUCUCGAAGAAGUUGAGGUUUUCAAGAUGCCGACAGAAGUAAAGACAAUGAAGAUCUCGUCCAAAAGGCAACAGCUGUAUGUCGGUUCUACCUUGGGCAUUACACAAGUUGCACUCCACCGCUGCGAUGUUUAUGGAGAGGCCUGUGCUGAUUGCUGCCUUGCCAGAGAUCCAUACUGUGCUUGGGAUGGCAAAGCUUGCUCCAGAUAUUUAGCAUCAUCCAAAAGACGAAGCCGAAGGCAGGAUGUACGACACGGCAACCCAAUCAGACAGUGCCGAGGUUACAAUUCCAAUGCUAAUAGAAAAGCAGCAGAGACGGAGCAGUAUGGGGUGGAAGGCAGCAGCACGUUCCUUGAAUGCCAGCCCAAAUCUCCUCAGGCCAGCAUUAAGUGGGUGCUCCAGCGACAUGGCAGUGAGCGUAAGAAAGAGAUUAAAGCAGACGAGCGGAUCCUCAAGACAGAUCAAGGUCUUCUCCUGCGAUCCCUCCAGAUGACGGACGCUGGGGUGUACCAGUGCACCUCCACCGAGAACAACUUCAAGCACGCAUUGGCACGGGUGCACCUGAGGGUCCUGAACAAUGAGACGGUGCACGUGGUGCUCUCGCAAGUGGUGCCCUCACCGGGUGUGGCCAACCUGCAGGCGGGUAACCCAGGUACCCCCCGGACCCCGAAGCCAGAGUACAAGGACUUGCUGCAGUUGCUUAGCCAACCGGAAAUGGGCCUCAUCAACCAGUACUGUGAGGAUUACUGGCAGCGGCCAGCCAACAUCCUGAAAGAGAACUUGAACAAGCAGCUCAAAGUAAAGCCCAUCAGAGAACAGAAAAAGCCACGAAACCGCAGAAAUCACCAUUCAGCCCCCCUCCAACAGACAUGAAGCUCCGAGAUCAUAGAAUUUCUUUAAUAUAAAGUAUAACUUCCCUUACAACAGACAGUAUUUAUUGUAGGCUGUACAUAGUAUGAUAAUUCAACUUCCUUGUACUUACAACAAAGUCUCCAUGACAUUAUGUAUGAUACAUAGGUACUUAAGGGGGAACUGUAUUCCCCUGAAUUGCUACAUAACCUUAAGGGUUGUAAAGGAUGACAGUUGUACACUUAGCACUGCAACUCUCAGUUAAUGUUUCUUUUUCUGCUUCAAGAUGGUGGCAACUGGGGAACAAUUAUUUUGGAGAUGAAAGUCCAUGUCCAAUUAAGUAAGGGGAUGGAGGAAGAGUUGUACUGAACUUGAAAUGUUAACUUUGUUUCUCUCUCCAGAGAUGCUGCCAGACUUGCUGAGUUUCUCCAGCAUUCUCUGUGUUUGUUUAAGUAAUAGGAUGGAUCUGCCUUUUAUGGUGUCAGAAGACAUACCACAUUAUAAGCAGAAUGUCACAAAAGACACAUUUUGGAUAUGUUGUCCUUCUCAGAUGCAGGGUAUUGCCCCCACUCCUCCCUCCCCCCAAAACAUCUUUCAAAUCGCCUCAUUGUAAAAGGAUCAACAAGAUAAUCCACCACCUUUAAGAAAAAAAACUUUAAGUUAUUCAGACCUCGCACCAAUCCUGAAUCCUUUCAGAGAGAUCAGUUAUGCCAGGUCCUAUCCAUUAUACCAGCCUUUGGUUCAUGCUCAGACCAUAAGAACUCCAGGCCUCCCCAAUUGCAGCCAUUCCCAACAAUUCAUCAACACCACCACCAUUGCUCCUUUAUCCAUUCCUAACAUUGCUGCCUUAUUUGGGAAAGACAGAGAGCUCCACCCUUAUGGUUGGAGGUACCACAAUUGUUCCUAGUCCUCUGCACCAUCCUCAUUGAAGUUACAACAGAAGUCUAUCAGAACGCCAGGGGCCUUUUGAGUGAAGCUGAACUUGCUGUCUCCAUGACAACAUAACAUUUGUUCAAGUGGCUAACUGAAUGGGAUACGGGGUGCCACAGAGACCUCCCAGAAGAAGACAAAGGUAUUCAGUUGCAAAAUGUUUGCUCCUUACUCCUUCUUGUCAUGUAUAGAGUUCGUGCUAGAUUACUUCAGGUAAAGUGUGAAUGCCCUCCAUCGCACUCUUGCCUUAGUCGUUGUUGAACUGCAUCGUCCUCUGAUCCUCUUCUUAACUCUAUUUUCUAGUUGACAAAAUCCUUCAUAAGUUAUGGAAUGCAAUACAAACUUCUAAACAACAGCAUAGGAGAUACCUGAGAGACAACACCAGCAAGUGUACAGGCUUUAUAGUGUUAAGAUUUACACCUCAAUUCAGAUGAAUAGGGAUCUCCUUUAACAAUUACUCAGUCUCAUCUGUAGAUUUUUUUUAAACUUGCAUUGUAUUUUAUAUUAGAAUGCAUUAAUAGUUAAUGUGGUCGACCCCUCAGACUGCUUUUCGUUUUUUUUUAUUUUUAUCCUUAUAAAUUAAAUAGCUUUGGAAGAAAAGGUUGUAUAAUUUGUUAAAGUCGUGUUUUUUAAGAAAAAAAAAGACUUUUUGUUGUUGUUGCUGUUACUUUUAUUAAAAGAAUAUUGAAAAAAAAAUCUAAAUUGUGUGCUGGAAAAUGCACAAAAACAAUUCCUUCCAAUAGGGCAUUCUACAGUAAUGGUAUAUAAUAUAUUCUGUGAUGUCACUUAACUUGGCUUCUCAUGUUUGUUUUUUUUUAAAGGAAGCAAGUUUAUUUUUAAUAACUUUAUUAAACUUGGCUCAAACGUCAGUGAACAUAUAUUCUGUCAUAUGUAAAUAGUUGUAAAUCUAAAUAAGAAAAGUUCUUGCGUGUACUUGUCAUUUAUGUUCUGUGCAGCUGACACAACACAAUGCAGUUACUGGAGUGAAAGAACACAGAGAUCCUGUGGAUGAAAUCAAACCAAAUAAACACUGGCUCAUCUCUUUAAUGUA
Messenger RNA from Hemiscyllium ocellatum (epaulette shark), 4756 nucleotides. RefSeq names its product sema domain, immunoglobulin domain (Ig), short basic domain, secreted, (semaphorin) 3Fb (gene sema3fb). NCBI's taxonomy places the organism in Eukaryota, Metazoa, Chordata, Chondrichthyes, Orectolobiformes, Hemiscylliidae. The record is from RefSeq and is a predicted model, not a curated record. The coding region runs from base 478 to 2799 and encodes 773 amino acids. Gene Ontology annotation, biological process: positive regulation of cell migration; negative regulation of axon extension involved in axon guidance; negative chemotaxis. Gene Ontology annotation, molecular function: semaphorin receptor binding; chemorepellent activity. The transcript is spliced from 19 exons.